Messenger RNA from Chaetura pelagica (chimney swift), 658 nucleotides. It is a transcript of the gene TMED2, whose product is annotated as transmembrane emp24 domain trafficking protein 2. Gene Ontology annotation, biological process: intracellular protein transport; Golgi organization; endoplasmic reticulum to Golgi vesicle-mediated transport. Lineage: Eukaryota; Metazoa; Chordata; Aves; Apodiformes; Apodidae. The transcript has 4 exons. The coding region runs from base 72 to 443 and encodes 123 amino acids. Gene Ontology annotation, cellular component: Golgi apparatus; endoplasmic reticulum; COPII-coated ER to Golgi transport vesicle. The record is from RefSeq and is a predicted model, not a curated record.
CAGGGCCUGAUAAUAAAGGAAUUUAUAAAGGCGACCGAGAGUCCAGUGGAAAAUACACGUUUGCUGCCCACAUGGAUGGAACUUACAAGUUCUGCUUUAGCAACAGAAUGUCCACCAUGACUCCCAAGAUAGUGAUGUUCACUAUUGAUAUUGGGGAAGCUCCCAAGGGGCAAGACAUGGAGACAGAAGGUGGUGGAGAUACCUGGGAUGCUCACCAGAACAAGCUAGAAGAGAUGAUUAAUGAGUUAGCAGUGGCCAUGACAGCUGUAAAGCAUGAACAGGAGUACAUGGAAGUUCGUGAAAGAAUACAUAGAGCAAUUAAUGACAACACAAACAGCAGAGUGGUUCUUUGGUCAUUCUUUGAAGCUCUGGUAUUAGUUGCCAUGACACUGGGACAAAUCUACUACCUGAAGAGGUUUUUUGAAGUCCGAAGGGUUGUUUAAGAGUACUGUUCUGGUCCUGGAUUUCAGUUCACUGUCUACCAAACAUCCUGGUCACAAAAAAAGUCAUUUAGUUUUCUGAACCCUCUUUACUGAACUGUAAAACUUAUACUGCAUCUGUUCCUUCUUAGUUUAAAAAAAAAAAAAAAAAAAGAAACAAAUUGUUUUUAUAUAUCUUCUGUAGCGAAAGCUGUGCUGAGAUCUUGUCCCUUGGUUGG